This is a messenger RNA of Betta splendens (Siamese fighting fish), 3955 nucleotides long. RefSeq lists its product as uncharacterized. NCBI's taxonomy places the organism in Eukaryota, Metazoa, Chordata, Actinopteri, Anabantiformes, Osphronemidae. The record is from RefSeq and is a predicted model, not a curated record. Gene Ontology annotation, molecular function: GTP binding.
AUGCUGGUAUGGGAAGUGACCGGAGACGAGAAGGGUGAUGGGGUUGCAACUGCAGAGAGGGAGCAGUCAGAGCUGAACCUGACUCACCAGGAGGACACCCAGCAACAAGAGCUCCAGGGGCUAUUACAACAGUUCUCAACAUUGCUUCGUCAGAGGCCUGGGCGAACAACAGUGGUCCACCAUGUCAUCCACCUCACCGACCAAACACCGUCCAGGCAGAGGCCGUACCGGGUGCCAGAGCGUCUGGUGAUGAGGGAGGGAGAUAGUAGUUCUGUGUUGUACAGUCUGAUGGCUGUGGGGAGGAAAGACCUGCGCUCCUUCUUGCAAAAAGAACUAGAAGAAAAACAAAUAACCGUCAUUCACACCCCAGACGGGCUUAUUUCCAAAAUGGACAAAUUGCCAUACUUUAUACAACAGUGUGAUAAACUUGAUCCUGGACCUCAAGUGUUCUUACUGGUUCUACAUCCUGAUGACUUUACUGUGGAUUACAAACAGAAGCUCUGUAGAGUCUUUGGAAACUUCAGUGAUCAAUCAUUUAAUCAUUCUCUGGUUCUGAUGACAACUCCUAAAAUGAUGACACCUGAUUGGAUGAUAAAAAAUCUAGCAUUAAAUGAAAUGAUCAAAAGAUGUAGAUACAGACACUUAAGCUGGAGGAACAUUGACCGAUUACAGCUGAUAAAACGCUUGGGUCAGAUUGUAAAAAAGAACAAUGGACAGCAUGUUCAACUAUCUGUGGACAUAGAGGAACCAACAACAGCAUUAAGUGAUGUCCAGAGCUCCAGGAAUGUUGCUGGUCUGUCUGCAGGUGAACAAAUCCCUCAGCAUCUCUCAAAACCAGUAUCUGCAUUGAGGAUUGUGCUGAUUGGAAGGAGUGAAAAGACAAUAUUUACCAAAUUCUUCAGGAGCCAAACAACUUCACCCAAAGCCCUAGUAACCUAUGGAGAAUGGAAGGGACAACGACUAACAGUAGUGAAAACUGGAGACCUGAUCAGUCAGUCUGUGGAAGCAGUGAGACGAGAGAUGAAGGUCUGUGUGAGGUUUUGUUCUCCUGGACCAAAUGUUCUGCUGCUGUUGGUGAACCCUUCUGAUUUCACAGAGGACAACAGAAAAAGACUGAACUUCAUCCUGAGUUUGUUUGGUGGAGACGCUUUUAAAUAUUCAAUGGUUGUUUUCACCCAUGAGGGCGAGAAUGAGACAGUGAAAAAACUGAUUAAAGACUGUAAACAAAGGCAGCACAGUAUCAGUCAUUACAAAAAGGACUGGAUGGAAACUGAUGAAGAGUUAAUGCAGAAAAUGGAAAAUAUGGUGAGAGACAACAGAGGAGGAUGUCUAACGAUGAAUGAAGAGGAGGAUGCUUCAACAGUGUUCAGCUGGUCCAAACCUCUAAACCUGGUUGUGUUUGGGAGGAAAGGAGCAGGGAAAACAUCAGCAGCGGAGGCCAUUGUAGGUCAGACAGGGCUUCAUGCAGUCUCCAGCUCAUCACAGUGUGUUAAACACCAAGGAGAGGUGUGUGGACGCUGGGUUUCCCUGGUGGAGCUGCCGGCCUUGUCUGCAGAACCAGAGGAGACAGUGAUGGAAGAAUCAUUCAGGUGCGUCUCCCUCUGUGAUCCUGAGGGGGUCCAUGCCUUCAUCCUGGUCCUACCUGUGGCUCCACUCACUGAUGAAGACAAGGCAGAGUUACAGACCGUCCAGAACACGUUUGGCUCUCGAGUCAAUGACUUCACCAUGAUUCUGUUCACUGUGGAGUCAGAUCCUGGAAAUCCAGCUGUUGCUGAGUUUGUAAAUGGAAACAAGGAAAUCCAGGAUCUCUGUCAGUUGUGUGGAGGAAGAUCUGUUGUUCUCAACAUCAGGGACAAGCAGCAGAUCCCUGAUCUGAUAAAAGCUUUAGAAAAAAUGAGAAAUGACAGAUCAAGCUCCUUCACUAAGGACGUAUUCACCAGAGCUCUGAUGGAGAAGAUCACAAAAGUUAACAAACACAGCAGUGAGACUAAAGGUGAUAAAAACCAGAGCACAGAGCCUCUCAGGAUGGUUCUGUUUGGACGAACUGGCAGUGGAAAGAGUGCAACUGGAAACACGAUUUUAGGAAAAGAAUAUUUUAAGUCAGAGGCCAGUCCAAGGUCUGUGACGAAGUUUUGUCAGAAAGCCUCAGGAGAGAAAGAUGGACGACCUGUUGUUGUGGUUGACACUCCUGGUUUGUUUGAUACGAGUCUUUCUAAUGACGAGAUUCAAGAGGAGCUGGUGAAAUGCAUCAGCUUGUUGUCUCCUGGACCUCAUGUGAUCUUACUGGUUCUGCAGAUCGGUCGCUUCACAGAUCAAGAAAAACAGUCUGUGGAGCUGAUCAAGAAAUAUUUUGGAAAGAAUGCACAACAUUUUAUUAUUAUUAUCUUCACCAGAGGAGACGAUCUGAAAAAACAGACAAUUGAGAGUUAUAUAGAAAAGUUUGAUGAUUUCGUAAAAAAAGUGAUAAAUGACUGUGGAGGAAGGUUCCAGGUCUUCAAUAAUGAGAACAAGACAAAUCAAGCUCAGGUCAGAGAGUUACUGACAAUGGCCAACAAAAUGGUGAAAGAAAGUGGAGGAAGCUGCUACAGCAGCGAAAUGUUCCAAGAAGCUGAGGCAGCGAUAAAGAAGGAAGUGGAAAGGAUCCUGAAGGAGAAGGAAGAGGAGAUGAAGAGGAAGGAGGAAGAACUGAAAACAAAACAUGAAGCAGAAAUGGAAGCAAUGAAAAGAAGAAUGGAGGAAGAGAGAGAGAAAGUUGAACACAUCAGGAAAGAGAAAGAAAAACAACUUGAAGAAAUGAAAAAUCAAAUUAACAGAGAGCAUAAGCAGAGAAAGAAAGAACAGGAGGUGAGAGAUGAAGAGGAGAAAGAAAAAGAAAGAGAAGAUGCAAAACAACGACAGGAAUUAGAGCGAAAACUAGAAGAUAUGGAGAGAAAAAUUAAAUCAGAAUCAGAAAUAAAGGAAAAUACUGAGGGACAAUUGAAACAGAAUAGAGAGGAGAUGAGAAAGCAACAAAAGGCCUGGGAAAAAGAAAGAAAAGAGUGGUGGGAGAAGAGACACAGAGAAAAUGAACAGAGGCGUGAAGAAGAGAAAGAAAAACUAAAAGAGCUGGAAAAAGAAUAUGAACAAGAACGAGAAGAAUAUGAAAAAAAGAGAAAAGAACAAGAUCAACUGAAAAGAGAACAAGAGGACAAAGAAAGAAAAGAGUUAGAGGAAAAGUACAUGAAACAAAUGGAGGACAUGAAGAAGAAAUAUGAAGAUGAGGCCAGAAAACAGGCUGAAGAAUUCAAUGACUUCAGACAGAAAUACACCAAAGACUUUGCAGCACUGGUAGAAAAACACAUGGAGGAAAUAAAGGAACUGAAUCUAAAACAUGACAAAAUUAUUCAAGAGAUGAAAGAAGGACAUGGAAGAGAAAAUGAACUCUUCCAAAAUCUCUCAAUGUAUAAAGAACAAAAUCUGAAAGAAGAAAUGGAAAAGCUGAAGGAAAACCAUGAAAUAAACAAACUUAAAGAAAAAUACAGCAGCAAAUGUAUAAUUUUCUGAUCAAUGAAAGAUUUUUGGACAUCAACACAGUCUAAUGAGUUUCUAAUUCAUAAUGCAGAUGUAACUCCAUCUGUAACAUUUACUCAGAAAGAUGAGCUUUUAAAGAGUCACCAUUUUCAAUAACCAGCCACAUUGUGUGUUUUACAUGUUAUUUACGGUACAUUGUUACUUAGUUACUAGUGGGUAAAGAGGAAAAAGUAAUUAUUUCCAGAUGCACCUGACCACCUGCACUGGGUCUGGAGUAGAUGGGAUCAUGAAAGUACAUGUAGAAUAAUGAAUAGUAGAAUAGUAAUAAUAAGUAGAAUAACAGUGUUUUGUUUCAUCCAUUGAAUUUAGUCCUUUUUUUAAUCAUUGUCAAUUUUACUUUAUUGGAUGUUAUAUGUGAAACCUUUUAUUAAAAUCUAUUAUCUGU